Molecule: messenger RNA, 1419 nt
Organism: Archocentrus centrarchus (flier cichlid)
Lineage: Eukaryota; Metazoa; Chordata; Actinopteri; Cichliformes; Cichlidae
Gene: nog3
Product: noggin 3
Exons: 1
Coding region: 297-965 (222 amino acids)
Biological process (GO): dorsal/ventral pattern formation; negative regulation of cell differentiation; osteoblast differentiation
Source: RefSeq, a predicted model, not a curated record
CCCGAAGCAGCAGCCAACAUGCGGACUGAGAGCCGAGACCUGAGGGCCGCGGAGCUGUCUCACCGGGACUUGCUGGGCAGCUGAGUCCUGCAGGACCCGGGACAUGGACUUCCCUCUCCUUUCUGCCUGCCCUCAAAGUUGCUGAGAAGUUUUUUGGAGCGCGUCCCGCGGCGUUGCUCCCCCGGCGCGUCUGCUGCGCGCACAGCUGGAUAUCUGUGGGGGGAGAACCGGAGCUUUCUGGCGGUUCUGCGAGGCUUACCUAAGAUUCUGGGCCGACCCGGUGCCGUUCAGAGGACAUGGAAAACUGUUACCUCCUGGCUGUGCUUGUGCUCGUCCUCCCUCUGGGCUUCAGGAUCGAGGAGGGCAUGUGCCAACCCAACAACCUCCUCCGCCCCAUCCCCAGCGACAGUCUGCCCGUACCGGUCCUGUGCGAGGACCCGGACCCGGUGCUGGAGCCGAAGGAGAAGGACCUGAACGAGACGGAGCUCAGGAGUUUUCUCGGCAGCCAGUUCGACCCGCAUUUCAUGUCCGUGUCCCCACCGGAGGAGAAGCACGCGGGACAGGAGGACGUGGGGGACGCGGACCUGUGGCAGAAGCUUCCCGUAACGAUACCCAAAGAAAUCCGGGCCCUGGACUUUGAGGUCCCGCACGCCAAGAAGCAGAAGCCCAGUAAAAAACAGCGUAAGAGGCUGCAUCAGUGGCUGUGGUCCUACACUUUCUGCCCGGUGGUUUACGCGUGGAGUGACCUGGGCACGCGCUUCUGGCCGCGCUAUAUGAAGGUGGGCAGCUGCUCCAACAAGCGGUCCUGCUCGGUCCCUGAAGGGAUGCUGUGCAAACCCGCCAAAGCGGCGCACUUUACCAUCCUACGGUGGCACUGCCAGCAGAAAAAGGGGGUCCUCAAGUGCUCCUGGAUAAGGAUCCAGUACCCGGUCAUAUCAGAGUGCAAGUGCUCCUGUCCGAACUGAGCCGAGCUGAGCCGAGCCGGAGCUGCUGCUGCGCACUGAUGGGACCCAGAAACUGUCAGGAAGAUUUCAAAAAGUCACUCUGACCUCUCAGAGUGAACAGAUGUACAUGUUUUAGAAGAUCUUUGUAUGUUUAUUAUAUUCAGAUCAUAUCUCCAGUGUAUCUGCUCAUAUUUAUAAUCAUACAUUCAGGCUGGAGCUGCGUGAAGAGUUCCGCUUUGGAAUCAGACUUUCUAAAUGUUUGAGUCAGAACUUUGUGAGACUCUUCCUCCUCCUGGAAUAAAAGGGACAGAUGGUUUCUGAAAGUGAACCCAGACUCUGUUAUUUUAUUUAUUUAUUCAGAAAAUCAGACAGAAUCAUCUUAGAUGACAUUUUAGACAUUUUUGUUUGUCUAAAAAGGAGAAAUCGUAUCACAUAAUUUUAUUUAGAAAGACUAACAGUCUGAAUCUGAACUUUC